AUGACUGCUGUGGCUCCUUUGGAGAUUCAGAUCUUCUCCGAACUUGUGAACAAGGCAAGGGUUAUUGAGGAAUGUACAAAGACGGUGGCCUCAUCAAGGGACACUCGUGGGGGAAACACUAACCGCGGACGUGGCAAGUACUUUCAGCCGAGGGGUCAGAAUUUUAAGAGAGGAGGAUAUGCGCCUCAAGGUCAAGGAGGCUUCAAGAGGAACACUUAUGAUCAGUACCGGCAUGCCAAAGGGAGAGGGAAUCAGAGUAAGGCUUUCCCGGAUUUAACAUGUGUGCGUUGUGGGUGUUUUCAUCCGAAUGACUCUUGCAAGAUUGGUAUAGGUGGUUGCUUCCACUGCGGCUUUCCUGGGCACAUUGCGAGAGAUUGCACUCGUGGGAAGAGGACUCAGAAUGUGGGCCAAAACCAACAAGGUCGGGUGUUUACUGUGAACGCCUAG
Messenger RNA from Arachis ipaensis, 447 nucleotides. The record is from RefSeq and is a predicted model, not a curated record. NCBI's taxonomy places the organism in Eukaryota, Viridiplantae, Streptophyta, Magnoliopsida, Fabales, Fabaceae.